AUGCUCCCACAUACACACACGCAUAGCUAACUGGUAUAGGGGAAAGAGAGUGAAUGAUAUUAUAAUCAUUCAAGAUUUGCUAUACAUCUAGAAUGCAUCACGACAGCAACGCUCAGUGAUAAUAGCGCAGUGAGCGGCAACAGACAGAGCAUUGUUACAUAUUAUUGUCCGUCGUGCGUGGAGGUGGAGCACCCGUCAAUUAUUGUAUCGCGUACAUUCUUCAUGCAAACUCCUCUCCCCCUUAAUACACUCACGGCGCAGGCACCCAGAGAACUGUGAGCGUGUUAUACAACAAAAUUACAAGUAUUUCAAGCUGACUUCGCCGGCAAUCGAUGUGUAUUUGUCCUUCAACUUUAACCGGAGAAGACGACAGAAUAGCAAGCCAUAAUUCACGUGCCCGUAUUUCAAAGUGUGUAUUAGUGAGUGUUGCGCGUAUAGGCGCAAAAGCAAUAUCAAUAGUAGUAUAAAGUACGCAAAGCAAGUGCGUGGUUGCUUAUCAGCUGUCAGCAAACUCGCUGCGAAAGUUGUGGCGAAAGGCAAACGUGAAGAGAAAUCAAGCUGUCAAAGCAAGAGAAACGCCAAUAACGCAAGUCAACGGCAAAAGCAGCAGAAGCGACAGUGAUUGGCUUGGAUUCGUUUAAGACAUCAGGAAGUUCUAAGAUACCAAAACAACAUCAACAAAAUGAAUAUCGAUGACUACGAAUCCCUGCCGACUACUAGCGUCGGCAUUAAUAUGACUGCUGGAGCACUUGCUGGCAUACUGGAGCAUGUUGUUAUGUAUCCGCUGGAUUCAGUUAAGACAAGAAUGCAGAGCCUUACUUCUCCGCACUCACAUCUAAAUAUAUAUUCCACUUUGCGAAAUAUGAUCACUCGUGAGGGCAUCAUGAGGCCCAUACGUGGAGCAAGUGCUGUUGUUUUGGGAGCUGGACCGGCGCAUUCAUUGUACUUUGGUGUCUACGAGAUGACCAAGGAAACGCUAACAAAAUUCACCGCUCACAACCAUUUGAACUAUGUUCUGUCUGGCGCAUUGGCAACACUGGUUCACGAUGCCAUCUCCAAUCCGACGGAAGUGAUCAAGCAGCGUAUGCAAAUGUAUAACUCCCCAUAUACUUCCGUUGUGAGCUGCUUGCGAGACGUCUAUCGCAAGGAAGGAAUGCAGGCCUUCUAUCGCUCCUACUCGACGCAGCUUGUCAUGAACAUACCAUAUCAGACAAUACACUUUACGACCUACGAACUUUUGCAGAAUAUGUUAAACAAGGAUCGUAGAUAUAGCCCGAUGGUGCAUAUGGUAGCAGGUGGAGCCGCGGGAGCUUCUGCAGCUGCAAUAACGACGCCAUUGGAUGUGGUAAAGACGCUGCUCAAUACACAGGAAACUGGUCUGACCAGAGGCAUGAUCGAGGCUACCCAAAAGAUUUACCGCAUGGCUGGUAUUAGGGGCUUCUUUAGGGGCAUAACAGCACGCGUGGUGUAUUCAAUGCCCGCAACAGCCAUUUGUUGGUCUACAUACGAGUUCUUCAAGUUCUAUCUGUGCGGUUCACCGCAACAGUAUAAAUCGUCAAUUUCUGGUAAAUCUGAGCUGGGAGAUUCCACACAUCGCACAGAUUAUGUGUUGCCAAAGAACGAGGAGGUGGAGCAGCCUGAGGAAAGCACUGAUCUGGGUGUAACACCCAAAGAGGCCGCCCUGCUGCAUCCAGCACCGCCAUCGGUGAAUGCGGCUGGUGCCAUCAAGACAGUGUGUGAGCUAUCUACCCGAACCACUGCGCCCACCAUCAAUUUGCACACAAGGCACACGGACGUCAAGAGUCCGUACGAGCGUGGAUUUUCCAGUACGUAAGCUGCGAGUGUGAGCGCUCAGAGAGCGCUAACAGCAGCGACAGCUAAAAACAUAAGCGUAGCUAUUAGUAAGAAGCAGAAACGAAGCAGCGCCAAGCACUUGUUAUAGAAUUAGCGUUAAACACGGCGUUUGAAACGCCUGUGGAACGUCAUAUGUCAUACGAACCGCUAUCUACCUGCCUCUCCUUCUGCUCCUCCAGUGAUGGUAAACAGGGGGUAGGGGGAGUUUGCUUCGUUUCGGCUGCUUGUUGUAUGAAUACUCGACGCGGAGUCGGUGAGAGAGUUUUAUCACUUCAUAGUCGAAGGUAAAAUUAAAGUAGUUGUUGUUGUCCACAAAUCUCUCGCUCUCACACACACUUACGCAAAACUCACCACAAACACACGCACACCCAAAAGAACACACACACACACAUUCACACGCAUACAGUACUGUCGUCAUAAGCAAAAUUCUUGUUAAAAACUAAUGAUAAUAAUAUUGUAUGUAAAUGUUAUUUGGAAAAUGAGAGAUAAAGCGCGUACUAUUUGUAAAAUACUAUUACCUAAAAAAAACU
Molecule: messenger RNA, 2384 nt
Organism: Drosophila busckii
Lineage: Eukaryota; Metazoa; Arthropoda; Insecta; Diptera; Drosophilidae
Gene: mfrn
Product: mitoferrin
Exons: 7
Coding region: 683-1834 (383 amino acids)
Biological process (GO): iron import into the mitochondrion
Cellular component (GO): mitochondrial membrane
Molecular function (GO): ferrous iron transmembrane transporter activity
Source: RefSeq, a predicted model, not a curated record